AUGUCGUACCCUCUCAGUCCCAACCUUCCUCGCGGUGUCAACUUAGACCCUCCAACAAUGAUUACUACUUGUGCGGACAAAUUCGCUGAUCAGUCGUGCUUUGAGUCUUACGUCCGCAACGCAAUUCAGAAAGCAUCGAAUCCUCAAAUCUUAGUUUUCACAAAGGUGAGUUCAUCGUGGGGUGAACAGACAGUAGACUCGGUCAACCAAAAACGUGACGGAUACUCGACGCGGAAAACGUAUAAUUCUUGGACCAAGGUCUUACGAGUCAUAGUCAUGUCCACAGAAAUUCAUGACUGUGUUCAAGAUUGGUGGCGUCUUUGUGAACUUGACUUGCGGGACACCGGUGUUUUGACCAGCUUUGAACAAAUCCAACUCGUAGCACGAGUGGGUACAACGCUCAUGUUCCAGUCAGGUCCAUAUCGUGGUUCCCAGAAAGAACCUGAUUUCUUCCUUCGGGCAAAUAACGAUCGUCUUCCAUCCUUUGUAAUAGAGUCUGGAUGGAGCGAGUCAUGGGACGACCUCAUGAACGAUAUGAACCUUUUACUAGUCGGCGGUGAUGGGGAUAUUAGUGCUGUUGUCAUCCUUAAAUGGAGCCUUAACCGCAAUACGAUGCUCGUGGAGGGCGCUGUCGAACUUUAUGUUCGUGAUAGAAACGGGAUGCCAGUACGUCGCCAGCGAGAAGUUAUUUUCCCGGCCCCCCCUCAAACUCAGAAUCCCCAACGACUUGAACUAACGCGCAAAGAAAUCUUCGGCCCUCAUCUUCUGGCUGAUCCGGCACGCAAUGGACCUCCUAAUGCGAUGGUCUACUUAGAAAUAAGCCACUUACGACUCGUAGCCACCCGUGCACUGCAGCUUAUGACAUUUACGCCUGCUUAG
Aspergillus pseudonomiae is the source of this 879-nucleotide messenger RNA. RefSeq lists its product as uncharacterized. NCBI's taxonomy places the organism in Eukaryota, Fungi, Ascomycota, Eurotiomycetes, Eurotiales, Aspergillaceae. The transcript has 4 exons. The coding region runs from base 1 to 879 and encodes 292 amino acids. The record is from RefSeq and is a predicted model, not a curated record.